AUGUUGGUGGAGAGAGAUGCGGAUGUGAGGACACGCAUGAAUGGUAACGCAGUGCGCGACCUCGUCAUCCAUAUCGCCACCUGGAAUUUAGGUAAUGCUCGACCACCCGAUGACCUUGAGGCGUGGGCUGCCCCCGACAAAGGCUGUGACAUCAUUGCGGUGGGUGUGCAAGAGAGUGUGUACGAAGACGACAAGGAGCAACUACUAACCAAGCUCACCGUCGCAUGUGGCGAUCGCUAUGUCUUCCUCUCACGCACGGGGAUGUUCUCGUCUGCGAGCCAUAAAAUACCCAAAAAGGGCCGACAAUACGCCGACAAUAUCAAACUAUUCAUAUUCAUCAGCAGAGAGCAUAUAGGACAUAUAGUCAAACUGACUAAGGACUCCGUUCCAACGGGUAUUGGGGUGGAUUAUGGGUUGGGCCAUAACAAGGGUGGCGUGGGCAUUUCUUUCGGCCUAUAUGGCAAGCGCUACUGCUUCAUCAACAGCCAUCUGUGGUGCGAUAGGAUCUUGUGGCGGGUACGUCCUGGGUGUCAGGUGCGCUGUGAGGAGUACAGCAGUGUGCCGUCCAUCAGCACAUCAGACCACACACCGGUGUUUGGUAGGUAUGUGGCCCUAGGAUCUUCGCACGUGCCUAGAGCUACGGGACUGACACCGCUGCGACUGCACAUCUCAAAUCUGUCGGUCGAGUUUACGCACAGUCUGCCAGAUGAAGAGGCUGAUGAUAAGACGACUGAAGACGGCGAUAUGAUAUGGUCUGACAUCGACCUCAAGGGAGGUGCUGCCAGGCAAGGGUGGGUGGUGUUGCUAGGCAACGAUCGCAUCAAAGAUCUGAUAGUGCUGGCCAAAGACCUGAGUAAACCGCAACACGGUGAGGUGGACCUGUGGUACGCCAAUGAGAAGGAGCUGCGCACGGCCACUGUGGAGUUGGUAGUGAUGUCAGUGCACAAAGGGAAAGAGGGCAAAGACAACAAGGCCAAGCGCAAGUACAGUUUGGGUGAGUGCAGCAUUCCCUUGCAAGAUGUGGGAAUGAAAGAGAUGCGCUAUGACCUGUGGCGCAGUGGAGUGGUUGUAGGUUUUCUGCGCGCCGUCUUCUCAGUGGUCACUUUGUACUCUGAAACCAAGCGAAGACCCAGUCGUGUGAAGGACGAGACACAUGACGCCUACAUCUCCCCUGCGGUUGAAACCAGGACUCUCUCUGGACUGUUGGAGGUGGCACGCGUCGACUCCGGUGGCUACUUCAGUGAUUCGGGUGGAAUUGGCACUGAGCGGCCCAGUAUGACCAAUCGCUCUAAGAGUUCACUGUCCCAACCUGAUUUGGCUUUGGAAUCUACGCCCCCAGACAGCGGACGGGUGUCGCCGCGAAGCAAGAAGAAGUCAAUCCUACAUAAACUUAAGCCAACUACGCCGUCUGGCUCCAGCAAGCGCAAAUCUCUUAAUGUCAAACGUUCCAGUGCCACAGCGCCUGUCCGACCUUUCUCUGUGCACUCGGACUUUCGGUUCACUCCGGAUGAGCGAGAGAGUGCAAUGGACUUCACGCGCAGUCUGGCGCAGGUGGGACGAGUGUGCACCUGUGGUAACAUGAGCGAUUGCCUCAAGUGCAAAGCAACGGGUUCGAAGGCCCUCCGGGAUAGCUUGAAGUCGUGCAAGGACAAAAUACUUAGUAAUUUCAAGGUGGAGCUCGAUGGCACCUCCAGGAGGCGCAUCGCAGUUGACAACAAAGAUAAGCUCAUGCGAGAAAUCCUACGGGAAGAGGCGAUCAUAUACAACAGCACACACAGCCAACACACCGGCACACAACACUCGAGCACAAGCAGUCUAACAGCUGACAGCAACGGGCGAGAGGUUUCAAAGGCACCAGUGCACGCCCUCAGUCCUAUCACGUCACCUGAGGUGCAAGGAAAAGGGACGCCUGGGGACACCGACAGGGGGCGGCAGUACGUGCGAAUGCUGAGCACAGAAGUCCCUGCCAAAAGAGGCAAAGACCAUAAAGGGAAAAAGAAGAGGAACCGCGACAGGAGUGCCAGCGACGGCAGCCACAAGAAGUUUGAUCCGGCAAUGCUUGUGCUGCCAUUGACUUCGCUCAGUCGCCCGAAGUCACCGAAAGGAAAACGGUCACCACUGAUCUCAUCUCAGUCAAUGCAAAAUACAACAACCCACACAAUACACACUACACCCAACUACACGGCACACCAGCACACACACGCAGACACGUACGACCACACCUCUAGGCAGGCACAGUUGGCGGCCUCAACAAGCGACGACCUAAGGGUGGUUAUGCCUACCUACGAGCCAUUCUACUCGCAGCCCUCACCACCCGUCUCAUCUCGGAAGUCACGAACGCGUCUGAAGAAGAUUGGCAGCGAUGGACACAGCGACAGCGAAGUCAUCGACAGCAAAGUCACAGCCAGCACCCGCUCCAGCCUACUAGACCGCAUGAAGCCAACACGCAAGCGCAGUAUAAGCAAGCAAGAGACACAGCGAGACAAAGAAGAGUCAGCCUCACUGCUGGUCAACUGCGACAGCCCAGUGGGCCUUCGCAACGUGUUGUGUGAACCGUUCAUGUUGGGAAUGGACUCAGCCAACAGUGCCCCAGCCAGUGUAGGCAGCAGCGCUGUAGGCAGUCCCAAUGCACUGACGCCCACGGGAUCAGGCGGAUCACAGAGCAACGGAGACCACGGUGGCAGUAGCAGGCGCAGUGGCGGCAAAGAUAAACACAAGAGUGGACACCGCACAAGCGUCACCAACAAGGUCAACCGCAUAUUUGGGCGCAAGUCAAGCGAUCUACAGGUGACGGACAUCCCACCGCAAGACACGUCCUCUCGUGCUGGCUCACACACUAAGCCCAGUGUCCAAUCAGUGGUCCUCAAUAAGUUACGGAGCAUCUCACCCAGGCAAAGCAAUGUUGACGUGUGGGCUGCACCGCUCCUGUCAGACGACUUAAACGACAGAGACAGAGAGAUGCCGCGCAGAAACUCAGCUACAAAAGUCAUCACACCACACAGCACCAAUGCCUUACCCUCGACGGCUUCAUCGCCAGGAAUCAUCUUAGACAGCUCAGCCCAAGCACACGCGCACGAACGACGACGCUCGACAUCCUCUGAUGUGCAUGGGAUGACACAGAACACGACGUACCACCCAAAUGACAGCCCACCCUCACAGGCGAAUGCGCCGACAGAUGACAUGCAACACCACACAUCAGCCGAGGCUUUGACGUUCGAUGACUUGCAAUCGGCGGGACAUUCCUCUGAACACAAACGGUAUUCAAGUAUUGUGGCAGACCUGAACUCACCCACAGUGAGUGAGGCUGGAGGACCCAGCAACAGCAGCACGGGAGGUACGGAUGGCGACAGGAAUAAAAUAUUACAGAAGUUUAAACGUCACACAAAAGGCGACAAAGACAAGGACGCCAAGGAGUGUAAGCCUGUCAAGGAAUUUAGAGACGGCAAGCUGGGUAGAGAUCACAAGGAUCACAACGGAAGCAAACGCGAUAAGAAGGACAGGAGGGACAAGAGAUGCGAUAAAAGUGUCGAACGAACAAAGGACAUGCAAGUUCAACUCAGCUCAAGCAACUGGAAUUAUCCUAGCGUAGAUGAAAUCUGAUACUUUGGUCGAGAGACUGCAUGGUUUGAAGAUACAACGCCCGGACGUAAUAAAACAUGUAUCACAGCAUCAUACAACAAG
Sphaeroforma arctica JP610 is the source of this 3681-nucleotide messenger RNA. RefSeq lists its product as hypothetical. The transcript is spliced from 21 exons. Gene Ontology annotation, molecular function: phosphatase activity. Gene Ontology annotation, biological process: phosphatidylinositol dephosphorylation. Bases 1 to 3600 code for a protein of 1199 amino acids. NCBI's taxonomy places the organism in Eukaryota, Ichthyosporea, Ichthyophonida. The record is from RefSeq and is a predicted model, not a curated record.